Messenger RNA from Cercocebus atys (sooty mangabey), 7498 nucleotides. RefSeq names its product nuclear mitotic apparatus protein 1 (gene NUMA1). NCBI's taxonomy places the organism in Eukaryota, Metazoa, Chordata, Mammalia, Primates, Cercopithecidae. Gene Ontology annotation, molecular function: microtubule binding. The transcript has 27 exons. The record is from RefSeq and is a predicted model, not a curated record. Gene Ontology annotation, biological process: establishment of mitotic spindle orientation. The coding region runs from base 535 to 6792 and encodes 2085 amino acids. Gene Ontology annotation, cellular component: centrosome; spindle microtubule; spindle pole.
AGAUGUGUUUUGUGUGUUUAUGCCACAGUUUGCCUUGACUCUUGCUGCUGUUGGAGUUCUGUAAUUUUGCCUGCCUGCUUGUGCCUUCACCCGCAAUCCGCCACCCCCAUUCGUCCUGCUUUUCUUGUUCGUGGACCAAGCCUCCAGCCUUCCCCUUUGCAGCCCCUCCUCUCCAGUGCACCCCCUCCCUCUGGGCCCCACCCCCACUGAGAGUCCCCUGCUUGCUGUCGCUCCCACCCCCACUGAGAGUCCCCUGCUUGCUGUCGCUCCCAGAUCAGGGAAGCUUGCUGUGCCUUUAAAGAAAGCAGACUCCUGGCUGUGACGCACUUCUGGCUGUCAGCCAGGAAGAUCGCUCCUGCCAGGCAGACUGAGAAGAAAACCAACAACUUUUCUUUUGUGUGUGGGGUUACUUUCCACUGGCCCCCCCUUCCUCCUCUCCUUUCAAGAUUUAAAUGCUAAUGGCGGAUUAAAACCUGUAGAUGCGUUUGGCUUUAGGAGUCUGGCACAUUGGAGUGACUGUCUGGUAUCACCAAGAUGACGCUUCACGCCACCCGGGGGGCCGCACUCCUCUCUUGGGUGAACAGUCUACAUGUGGCUGACCCUGUGGAGGCUGUGCUGCAGCUCCAGGACUGCAGCAUCUUCAUCAAGAUCAUUGACAGACUCCAGGGCACUGAAGAGGGACAGCAAAUCUUGCAGCAGCCGGUGCCAGAGAGAAAAAAAAAUGUUUGCAGUUUUUUGCAGAAAAAUCAAAAACAUCCCUCUAAAAAAAAAUGCCUGGUGUCUGCACAGAAGGUGCUAGAGGGAUCAGAGCUGGAACUAAAAAAGAUGACCAUGCUGCUCUUAUACCACUCUACCAUGAGCUCCAAAAGUCCCAGGGACUGGGAACAGUUUGAAUAUAAAAUACAGGCUGAGUUGGCUGUCAUUCUUAAAUUUGUAAAAAAAAAUGAGGAUGGGCUAAACCUUAAUGAGGACCUAGAGAACUUCCUACGGAAAGCUCCUGUCCCUUCUACCUGUUCUAGCACAUUCCCUGAAGAGCUCUCCCCACCUAGCCACCAGGCCAAGAGGGAGAAAAAAAAACUAGAGCUACAGAAGGUUGCCUCCUCUUCCAGUGGGAACAACUUUCUCUCAGGUUCUCCAGCUUCUCCCAUGGGCGAUAUCCUGCAGACCCCACAGUUCCAGAUGAGACGGCUGAAGAAGCAGCUUGCCGAUGAGAGAAGUAAUAGGGAUAAAAAAAAACUGGAGCUGGCUGAGAACCGCAAGCUCCUCACCGAGAAGGAUGCACAGAUAGCCAUGAUGCAGCAGCGCAUUGACCGCCUAGCCCUGCUGAAUGAGAAGCAGGCAGCCAGCCCACUGGAGCCCAGGGAGCUUGAGGAGCUAAAAAAAAAGAAUGAGAGCCUUACCAUGCGGCUGCAUGAAACCCUGAAGCAGUGCCAGGACCUGAAGACAGAGAAGAGCCAGAUGGAUCGCAAGAUCAGCCAGCUUUUGGAGGAGAAUGGAGACCUUUCCUUUCAGCUGCGGGAGUUUGCCAGUCACCUGCAGCAGCUACAGGAUGCCCUCAAUGAGCUGACAGAGGAGCACAGCAGGGCCACUCAGGAGUGGCUGGAGAAGCAGGCCCAGCUGGAGAAGGAUCUCAGCACAGCCCUGCAGGAUAAGAAAUGCCUUGAAGAGAAAAAAAAAAUCCUUCAGGGAAAACUUUCACAGUUGGAAGAACACUUGGCCCUGCUGCGGGAGAACCCACCCCAGGAGAAGGGCGAGGUGCUAGGUGAUGUCUUGCAGCUGGAAACCCUGAAACAAGAGGCAGAAAAAAAAACUGCAAACAACACACAGCUCCAAGCCAGGGUGGAGACGCUGGAGACUGAGCAAGGCCAGCAGGAAGCCAAGCUGCUUGCUGAGCGGGACCACUUUGAAGAAGAAAAAAAAAAGCUAUCUAGCCUGAUCGCCAACCUGCAGAGCUCCAUCUCCAACCUCAAAAAAAAAAAGGAAGAGCUGGAGCAGGCCUCCCAGGCUCAUGGGGCCCGGUUGACUAAAAAAAAAGCCUCUCUGACCUCUGAGCUCACCACACUCAAUGCCACCAUCCAGCAAAAAAAAAAAGAACUGGCUGACCUGAAGCAGCAGGCCAAAGAGGAGCAGGCCCAGCUAGCACAGACCCUCCAACAGCAAGAACAGGCCUCCCAGGGCCUCCGCCACCAGGUGGAGCAGCUGAGCAGUAGCCUGAAGCAGAAGGAGCAGCAGUUGAAGGAGGUAGCAGAGAAGCAGGAGGUAACUAGGCGGGACCACGCCCAGCAACUGGCCACUGCUGCAGAGGAAAAAAAAACCUCCUUAAGAGAGCGGGAUGCGGCUCUCCAGCAGCUGGAGGCACUGAAAAAAAAAAAGGCUGCGAAGCUGGAGAUUCUGCAGCAGCAACUUCAGGUGGCUAAAAAAAAAAAGGACAGUGCUCAGACCUCAGUGACACAGGCCCAGCGGGAGAAGGCAGAGCUGAGCCAGAAGGUGGAGGAACUCCGCGCCCGUGUUGAGACAGCCUGCCGGGAAAAAAAAAAAGCCCAGGCCCAGGUAGCAGAGCUAGAGUUCCAGCUGCAGUCUGAGCAAAAAAAAAAAACUGAGAAAGAAAGGGUGGCCCAGGAGAAGGACCAGCUCCAGGAGCAAAAAAAAACCCUCAAAGAGUCCUUGAAGGUCACCAAGGGCAGCCUUGAAGAGGAGAAAAAAAAAGCUGCAGAUGCCCUGGAAGAGCAGCAGCGUUGUAUCUCUGAGCUGAAAAAAAAAAACCGAAGCCUGGUGGAGCAGCAUAAGCAGGAACAAAAGGAGCUGGAAGAAAAAAAAACUGGGCGCAAGGGGCUGGAGGCUCGAUUACAGCAGCUUGGAGAGGCCCAUCAGGCCGAGACUGAAGUCCUGCGGCAGGAGCUGGCAGAGGCCAUAGCUGCCCAGCGCACAGCUGAGAGUGAGUGUGAGCAGCUUGUCAAAGAAGUAGCUGCCUGGCGUGAAAAAAAAAAGGAGAGCCAGCAAGAGGAGGCGCAGUAUGGAGCCAUGUUCCAGGAAAAAAAAAAAACUUUGAAGGAAGAAUGUGAGAAGGCCCGCCAGGAGCUGCAGGAGGCAAAAAAAAAGGUGGCAGGCAUAGAAUCCCACAGCGAGCUCCAGAUAAGCCGGCAGCAAAAAAAAAUAGUUGAGCUCCACGCCAACCUGGCCAGAGCACUCCAGCAGGUCCAAGAGAAGGAAGUCAGGGCCCAGAAGCUUGCAGACGACCUCUCCGCUCUGCAGGAAAAAAAAAAAAACACUAGCAAAGAGGUGGCCCGCUUGGAGACUUUGGUGCGCAAGGCAGAAAAAAAAAAGGAAACAGCCUCCCGGGAGUUAGUCAAGGAGCCUGCGAGGGCAGGGAAAAAAAAACCCGAGUGGCUGGAAGAGCAACAGGGACGCCAGUUCUGCAGCACACAAAAAAAAAAGCAGGCUAUGGAACGGGAGGCAGAGCAGAUGGGCAAUGAGCUGGAGCGGCUGCGGGCCGCACUGAUGGAGAGCCAGGGGCAGCAGCAGGAGGAGCGUGGGCAGAAAAAAAAAGAGGUGGCACGACUGACCCAGGAGCGGGGCCGGGCCCAAGCUGAUCUAAAAAAAAAGAAGGCGGCCAAAGCAGAGCUUGAGAUGCGGCUGCAGAAUGCCCUCAAAAAAAAAAGUGUGGAGUUUGCUACCCUGCAAGAGGCACUGGCUCAUGCCUUGACGGAAAAGGAAGGCAAGGACCAGGAGUUGGUCAAGCUUCGUGGCCUGGAGGCAGCCCAAAAAAAAAAGCUGGAGGAACUUAGGCAAACCAUGAAGCAACUGAAGGAACAGCUGGAAAAAAAAAAAAAGGAGCACGCAUCUGGCUCAGGAGCCCAAUCUGAGGCUGCUGGCAAAAAAAAACCAACAGGCCCCAAGCUGGAGGCGCUGCGGGCAGAGGUGAGCAAGCUGGAGCAGCAAUGCCAGCAGCAGCAGGAGCAGGCCGACAGUCUGGAACGCAGCCUCGAAAAAAAAAGGGCCUCCCGGGCUGAGCGGGACAGUGCUCUGGAGACUCUGCAGGGCAAAAAAAAAGAGAAGGCCCGGGAGCUAGGGCACAGUCAGAGUGCCUUAGCCUCGGCCCAAAGGGAGUUGGCUGCCCUCCGCACCAAGGUACAAGACCACAGCAAGGCUGAAGAUGAGUGGAAGGCCCAGGUGGCCCGGGGCCGGCAAGAGGCUGAGAGGAAAAACAGCAAAAAAAAAAGCUUGGAGGAGGAGGUGUCCAUCCUAAAUCGCCAGGUCCUGGAGAAAAAAAAAAAGAGCAAGGAGUUGAAGCGGCUGGUGAUGGCUGAGUCAGAGAAGAGCCAGAAGCUGGAAGACAGGCUGCGCCUGCUCCAGGCAGAGACAGCCAGCAACAGUGCCAAAAAAAAAGAACGCAGCUCUGCUUUGCGGGAGGAGGUGCAGAGCCUCCGGGAGGAGGCCGAGAAACAGCGGGUGGCUUCAGAGAACCUGCGGCAGGAGCUGACCUCACAGGAAAAAAAAACGGAGGAGCUGGGCCAAGAAUUGAAGGCGUGGCAGGAGAAGUUCUUCAAAAAAAAACAGGCCCUCUCCACCCUGCAGCUCGAGCACACCAGCACACAGGCCCUAAAAAAAAAGCUGCUGCCAGCUAAGCACCUCUGCCAGCAGCUGCAGGCCGAGCAGGAAAAAAAAAAGAAACGCCACCGUGAGGAGCUGGAGCAGAGCAAGCAGGCAGCUGGGAAAAAAAAAGCAGAGCUGCUGAGGGCCCAGCGGGAGCUUGGGGAGCUGAUUCCUCUGCGGCAGAAGGUGGCAGAGCAGGAGCGAACAGCUCAGCAGCUGCGGGCAGAGAAGGAAAAAAAAACAGAGCAGCUGAGCAUGCUGAAGAAGGCGCAUGGCCUGCUGGCAGAGAAAAAAAAAGGGCUGGGUGAGCGGGCUAACCUUGGCCGGCAGUUUCUGGAAGUGGAAAAAAAAAAGGCCCGGGAAAAGUAUGUCCAAGAGUUGGCAGCUGUACGUGCUGAUGAAAAAAAAAGUCUGGCUGAGGUGCAGCGGGAAGCACAGAGCACUGCCCGGGAGCUGAAAAAAAAAACUGCCAAGUAUGAGGGUGCCAAGGUCAAGGUCCUGGAGGAGAGGCAAAAAAAAAAGGAAGAGAAGCAGAAACUCACUGCCCAGGUGGAAGAACUAAAAAAAAAACUGGCUGACUCUGACCAAGCCAGCAAAGUGCAGCAGCAGAAGCUGAAAAAAAAAAAGCUGGGGGAACGGGCUGUCCAGGCUCAGGGAGGUGAGAGCCAGCAGGAGGCCCAGCGCCUCCAGGCCCGGCUGAAUGAACAAAAAAAAAAGUUGAGCCAGAAGGAGCAGGCAGCUGAGCACUAUAAGCUGCAGAUGGAGAAAGCCAAAACUCAUUAUGAUGCCAAGAAAAAAAAAAACCAAGAGCUGCAGGAGCAGCUGCAGAGCCUGGAGCACCUGCAGAAAAAAAAAAAAGAGCUGCGAGCUGAAGCCGAACGGCUGGGCCAUGAGCUACAGCAGGAAAAAAAAAAGACCAAGGAGGCUGAACAGACAUGCCGCCACCUUACUGCCCAGGUGAAAAAAAAAGAGGCACAGGUUGCCCACGCAGACCAGCAGCUUCGAGACCUGGGCAAAUUCCAGGUGGCAACUGAUGCUUUAAAGAGCCGUGAGCCCCAGGCUAAGCCCCAGCUGGACUUGAGUAUUGACAGCCUGGAUCUGAGCUGCGAGGAGGGGACCAAAAAAAAAAUCACUAGCAAGCUGCCUCGUACCCAGCCAGACGGCACCAGCGUCCCUGGAGAACCAGCCUCACCUAUCUCCCAGCGCCUGCCCCCCAAGGUAGAAUCCCUGGAGAGUCUCUACUUCACUCCCAUCCCUGCUCGGAGUCAGGCCCCCCUGGAGAGCAGCCUGGACUCCCUGGGAGAUGUCUUCCUGGACUCAGGUCGUAAGACCCGCUCAAAAAAAAAGCGCACCACACAGAUCAUCAACAUCACCAUGACCAAGAUUCACUCUCUCUUCCAAAAAAAAAAUGUGGAAGAGCCAGACAGCGCCAACUCAUCCUUCUAUAGCACGCGGAAAAAAAAAGCUUCCCAGGCUAGCCUGCGAGCCACCUCCUCUACUCAGUCUCUAGCAAAAAAAAAUUCUCCCGAUUAUGGCAACUCAGCCCUGCUCAGCUUGCCUGGCUACCGCCCCACCACUCGCAGUUCUGCUCGUCGCUCCCAGGCCGGGGUGUCCAGUGGGGCCCCUCCAGGAAGGAACAGCUUCUACAUGGGCACUUGCCAGGAUGAGCCUGAGCAGCUGGAUGACUGGAACCGCAUUGCAGAGCUGCAGCAGCGCAAUCGAGUGUGCCCCCCACACCUGAAAAAAAAAAAUCCCCUGGAGUCCAGGCCUUCCCUGAGCCUGGGCACCAUCACAGAUGAGGAGAUGAAAACUGGAGAUCCCCAGGAGACCCUGCGCCGAGAAAAAAAAAAGCCAAUCCAGAUAGCCGAGGGCACUGGCAUCACCACCCGGCAGCAGAAAAAAAAAGUCUCCUUAGAGCCCCACCAGGGCCCUGGAACUCCUGAGUCUAAGAAGGCCACCAGCUGUUUCCCACGCCCCAUGACUCCCAAAAAAAAACAUGAAGGGCGCAAACAGAGUGCUACUGAGGCCCAGAAGAAAGCGGCAAAAAAAAAAACUAAACAGGCUGACCGGCGCCAGUCGAUGGCCAAAAAAAAACUCAACACACCCAAGAAGCUAGGGAACAGCCUUCUGCGGCGGGGAGCAAAAAAAAAGGCCCUGUCCAAGGCUUCCCCCAACACUCGCAGUGGAACCCGCCGUUAAAAAAAAAUCGCCACCACUACAGCCAGCGCCGCCACUGCUGCUGCCAUUGCUGCCACCACUGCCACCCCUCGAGCCAAGGGCAAGGCAAAGCACUAAAAAAAAAAAACCAGUGAGUGGCCCCACCUGUGUCGCUGAUGCUGACCUCACCUGGUAAAAAAAAAACUGUCCCUCUCAGUGCCUUCUCUCAGCUCCCAGGCCAACAGUAGCCAAACCCCUAGAGACAGUGAUGCCUGCCCGCACCCUGACCUGGUCCCUGGACCUUCACUGGCAACUUCUCAGAGCUGGCCCAGGAGGCCUGGAGCAUGGACAGUGUGGGCGCUAAAAAAAAAUUGCCUCCUUUUUUCUUAAAGCAAAGUCACUUCUCCAUCACAACCAAAAAAAAAAACUGGUUUUGAUGGCUGGGUCCUUGGGCCUGGCCAGUCUUCCUCUUAGCCUCUGGAUCUAGAAGGGACCAUAAGAGGAGUAGGCCCUGGUUCCUGCUCUCCUGGAGGCUGGGCCUAGCAGGGGCCCUCACUCUUGAAGUCCAGGACUGGGUCUGACCUGGAAAAAAAAACUGCCAGAGGAUGCUCUUUCCCAGGACGAUGGGCCUGUGUCUCAGGAGUGGGGUUGGGGGACAGCCUUCAGCGGCAGCUCACACCCUACCUUCCCCAGACUUGAAAAAAAAAGGGAUUUGGAGUGAUGGGAAGGUUUUUAAGGGCCGGGGAUG